UUGGCUCAAAGAAUUUCCUCGAUCAAUUCGAUCUCGGCCAUCUGUGAGGCCACUGGUGCUGAUGUACAAGAAGUCGCACAUGCUGUCGGUUUUGACCAAAGGAUUGGCAAUAAAUUUUUGCAGGCUAGUGUCGGUUUCGGUGGAAGCUGCUUCCAAAAAGAUGUUUUGUCAUUGGUCUACUUAUGCGAAUCUCUAAAUUUGCGUAAAGUGGCCGAUUACUGGAUGGGAGUAAUAGAGAUCAAUCAGUGGCAACGUCGACGAUUUUCUGACAAAAUCAUUGCCGAAUUGUUCAAUACAGUAACUGACAAGAAGAUUGCAGUGUUUGGAUUUGCCUUCAAGAAGAAUACUGGAGAUACUAGGGAUUCAUCAGCAAUUCAUAUCAUCAGCCAUUUACUUGAGGAACAUGCUCGUAUCUCUGUCUACGAUCCUAAGGUAACAGAAACGCAAAUGCGUUGGGAACUGUCGCAACGAUCACCAGAAGAGAUAGUUACAAAGCUUGUUACCGUCCAUGACAACCCUUACGACGCAGCAGAAGGAGCUCAUGCGAUAGUCGUAGUUACAGAAUGGGACGAGUUCAAGGUUUAA
Messenger RNA from Cylicostephanus goldi, 585 nucleotides. Lineage: Eukaryota; Metazoa; Nematoda; Chromadorea; Rhabditida; Strongylidae. The record is from the annotation of a GenBank genome assembly.